Molecule: messenger RNA, 2131 nt
Organism: Pseudoliparis swirei
Lineage: Eukaryota; Metazoa; Chordata; Actinopteri; Perciformes; Liparidae
Gene: zpld1a
Product: zona pellucida-like domain containing 1a
Exons: 10
Coding region: 9-1250 (413 amino acids)
Cellular component (GO): cell surface
Source: RefSeq, a predicted model, not a curated record
GUGCUGAAAUGGAACAUAUAUUUCUGAUUCUUUUACUGUUUAGUAAGGCUUCAUCCGUUGGAGCUCAAUUCAAUGGAUACAACUGUGAUGCCAACUUUCACAGCCGUUUCCCUGCGGAGAGGGAUAUCAGUGUGUACUGUGGGGUGCAGACCAUCACCCUCAAGAUCAACUUCUGCCCUGUCCUCUUUUCUGGCUACACAGACACUGACAUGGCCCUCAAUGGUCGCCAUGGAGAUUCCCACUGCCGUGGUUUCAUCAACAAUAACACAUUUCCAACUGUGGUAAUCUUUAGUAUCAGCCUGGCGACGCUGGAGUCCUGUGGCAAUUCUCUGGUGGUCUCCACGGCUCAAGGACCCAACGCUUAUGGUAACCUGUCACUGGUGCAGAUUGGAAACAUAUCAGGGUAUAUCGACACACCCGAUCCCCCCACCAUCAUCAGCUACCUGCCAGGUCUGCUGUACAAGUUUAGCUGCAGUUACCCACUGGAAUACCUGAUCAACAACACACAGCUGGCCUCGUCAGCAGCUGCAAUCUCAGUGAAGGAAAGCAAUGGUACUUUCAUCAGCACAUUGAAUCUACUACUUUACAAUGACACGUCAUACAUUCAGCAGCUGUCCAUCCCCAUGGCAGGACUGACCCUGAAGACGCGAGUCUUUGCUGCCGUAAAAGCUUCAAACCUGGAUAGGAGAUGGAACGUUCUAAUGGACUACUGCUACACCACCCCCUCUGGAAAUCCCAACGAUGACCUCCGAUAUGAUCUUUUCUUUGGCUGUGAAAAAGACCCCCAGACCGCCGUCUUUGAAAAUGGGAAGAGCCAAAUGGGCCGCUUUGCCUUUGAAGUAUUCCGCUUUGUAAAGCACAAGAAUCAGAAGAUGUCUACAGUCUUCCUACACUGUGUCACCAAACUGUGUCGAUCAGAUGACUGCCCAAUGCUCAUGCCAAUCUGUGGCAGCAGGAAAAAGAGAGAUGUCAUAGAGGGAAAGGAAUCAAAUUCUGCAUCUGGGAAUGCCGUUCUAACUGCUGGGCCAAUCAUCACUCGGAGUGAUGAAACGCCAACCAACAACUCUCAACUGGCCCAUCUGAAAGCUCCAGUGUUUCAGAUGAACACAGUGACAAGCGCGCUCAUCUCUGGCGUGAUCAUCCUGGGCGUCAUGAGUGUUUGCUUCUUCGUCUUCUCCCUCACUCUCCUCAAAGGCAAAAGUGCUCCUGUCAGCACCCUGUCCGGAGUCCGGAACCCAGCCUUCAACUGAGCACCGCGACAAUGCUCAGUGAGUGGCAAACAACUUGAUGUAACAUGAUGUUGGUGCAGGUAGUACUUUUUACAGGAGAAUGAAAGCUCAAUGUUGUAGGUCUGUGCAUUAGUGUAGAAGUAAAGCAGGACUUUUAAUAUGUUGUUCUGUACUUUGUGUUUCAACCAUGUGGCGGGCGAGGCCUAGACUGCCUGUAAUUUUUUUGACCCACAUAGCGGGGACACUCAUAACUUAAUUCAUUACCUCAGCUAUUCAGCUUUCAAUUGCAGGGUAUAGGAUCAAUUUAAAAGUCUUACAGUACAUGAUAGUGCAUGAUCUGUUGGUAAAAUAUACACUUCCUGCUUAAAGGCGGAAAUGGAAGAACUUCAUUUGGAUAUACAUAACUUGAGAUAUUGAUGGAAUUCUACUGUACGGAAAUAAGCUAAAAACCUUCAAUUAAUGAAUUCAGUGAACUAACUUGACAAAUUUCCCCUUGGGGAUUAAUAAAGUAUCUAUCUAUCUAUCUAUCUAUCAUCUAUCUCUAUCUAACAGAAAGCCUCAGGCUUGGAUGGUAAGUUUAAAGUUUUCUCAACAUAAAAAUCUAACCUUUAAAAGUGUAUUUAUAUCAUAAUGUGGCUACAUAUAGAGUAGUAGUUUUGUGAUUAAUCAUUUAAGAGGUCUGUUCUACCUAAAUAUGUUUUACACUCUCUUUUUCACUCUCAUUUCUUUUUUUAAAUUAGUUUGCAAUGUGACAGAAAUGAAAGAUUCAUUUGUACAUGUACCCAAUGUAAUUGUGUAUAACUUAAUAAUAUAAUGUACAAAUUGUGUACAAUUGUGCAUAUCGCAAAUAUUGCACUUUGACUUGUGAUUAAAACGUGCCCGGUGUCACAUUUCUAAACAUA